AUGGGCCAAGCGCUCUGUUGUAUUCAAGUCGACCAAUCCACUGUUGCUGUGAAGGAACAGUUUGGUAAGUUUACUGAGGUUCUUGAGCCAGGUUGUCACUGCCUGCCAUGGUGUUUUGGGUACAAGUUGGCCGGUAAAUUGUCUCUUCGUGUGCAGCAAAUUGAUGUUCGAUGCGAAACGAAAACUAAGGACAAUGUGUUUGUGACGGUGGUUGCUUCUAUCCAAUACCGUGCUGUGGCGGGAAAUGCCUCUGAUGCAUUCUAUAAGCUCUCUAACACAAGGGCACAGAUUCAGGCAUACGUGUUUGAUGUUAUCAGAGCUAGUGUGCCAAGAUUGGAGUUGGAUUCUGUUUUCGAGCAGAAGAAUGAAAUAGCCAAAGCUGUGGAGGAAGAGCUCGAGAAGGCCAUGUCUACCUACGGAUUCGAAAUUGUCCAGACCCUCAUUGUGGACAUUGAACCUGAUGUUCAUGUUAAGAGAGCCAUGAAUGAGAUAAAUGCUGCCGCUAGGUUAAGGGUAGCCGCAAACGAGAAGGCAGAGGCAGAAAAGAUUCUUCAGAUCAAGAAAGCGGAGGGAGAAGCCGAGUCCAAGUACCUUUCGGGCCUCGGCAUAGCCCGACAGAGGCAGGCGAUUGUGGAUGGGCUCCGAGACAGCGUGCUGGCAUUCUCGGAGAAUGUGCCUGGGACAACAGCAAAGGAUGUGAUGGACAUGGUUUUGGUGACUCAAUAUUUCGACACGAUGAAGGAGAUUGGGGCAUCUUCAAAGUCAUCGGCUGUUUUUGUCCCGCACGGGCCUGGUGCUGUCAAGGAUGUUGCGUCCCAGAUUCGUGAUGGUCUCCUUCAAGCCGAGACCGUUCAUAAGUAG
Striga hermonthica is the source of this 861-nucleotide messenger RNA. The record is from the annotation of a GenBank genome assembly. NCBI's taxonomy places the organism in Eukaryota, Viridiplantae, Streptophyta, Magnoliopsida, Lamiales, Orobanchaceae.